AUGAAAUCUAUUUUCAUAUUUGCAGCAAGCAUACUGCUUGACACCGCUGUUGCAAGUCCGGCCCGUACAACAAAUGAUGUGAAAAGAUCUAUAUCAUCGCAGCUCGCAUAUUUCCCGGCUGCUUCUCCUGUCGGAACUGGUGUCAUCAUUUGUCCCGGCGGAGGAUAUUCGCACCUGUCUCUCGUCAAAGAGGGAUCCACCCCGGCCGCUUGGCUAAAUGACCUGGGCAUCGAUGCAUGGGUUCUCACCUAUACGACUACAGCGAACCAGUCUGCUCCUCUGUACCCUACACCGCUUGUGGAGGCACUUGAUGCCGUUGAGUACGUCAAGAGCCAAGACGUGGUUACCAAGCUGGGCAUUUGGGGCUUCUCGGCUGGGGGCCACCUCGCCGCCGUAACCGUCACGAAUCCCGCGGCCGACCUGGACUUUGGCAUACUGGCCUACCCCGUCAUUAGCAUGGGGGAAUACGCGCACAAGGGCUCCCGCGACAACCUCAUUGGCGCCAACGCCAGCGCCGAGCUCACGUUCAACACUUCGGCGCAGAACCUGGUCAGCUCCACGACGCCGCCCACGUUUCUUUUCCACACUGCAGAUGAUGCUACCGUCAAUGUCCAUAAUUCUCUCCUCUAUGCCGCUGCUAUGGCCAACUAUUCGAGGCCGUUCCAAACUCUUAUUCUCCCGGAUGGAAGCCACGGACUUGGACUAGCGCUGGAUGAUGCUCAGCGGAAUUGGACGCCUGAGUUGGAACGAUUUAUCACGUACUCGAUUUAG
Molecule: messenger RNA, 771 nt
Organism: Pestalotiopsis fici W106-1
Lineage: Eukaryota; Fungi; Ascomycota; Sordariomycetes; Amphisphaeriales; Sporocadaceae
Exons: 2
Coding region: 1-771 (256 amino acids)
Biological process (GO): proteolysis
Molecular function (GO): serine-type peptidase activity
Source: RefSeq, a predicted model, not a curated record